Apodemus sylvaticus (European woodmouse) is the source of this 2092-nucleotide messenger RNA. RefSeq names its product G protein-coupled receptor 182 (gene Ackr5). Gene Ontology annotation, cellular component: membrane. The transcript has 2 exons. Bases 191 to 1399 code for a protein of 402 amino acids. Gene Ontology annotation, biological process: G protein-coupled receptor signaling pathway. NCBI's taxonomy places the organism in Eukaryota, Metazoa, Chordata, Mammalia, Rodentia, Muridae. The record is from RefSeq and is a predicted model, not a curated record. Gene Ontology annotation, molecular function: G protein-coupled receptor activity.
UCCCACAGAGCCUCAGCCAGUGGCCGCUACUUCCCGCAGGCAGGCAGAGCUGUCUGAAGCCAGCAGCAGAGCCUGCAGGGACAGAACCUGCUCCACAAAGCUGCCUCUGCAGGCUCCUGGCUGCUAACAGCCCCAUCCACAGGUUCUCCUCCGGGACAGGUGCUCCCAAGAAAGACACUAAGCGGCCCUCAUGUCAGUCAUAGCCAGCCCCGGGCCUGUCUCCACCUUGGCCCCUGACAAUGAUUUUAGAGACAUCCACAACUGGACAGAGCUGCUCCACCUCUUCAACCAGACCUUUUCAGACUGCCACACGGAACUCAACGAGAACGCCAAACAAGUGGUCCUGUUCGUCUUCUACCUGGCCAUCUUUGUGGUAGGGCUAGUGGAGAACGCCCUGGUGAUCUGCGUCAACUGCCGCCGCUCAGGCCGCGUGGGGAUGCUGAACCUGUAUAUCCUCAACAUGGCCAUCGCAGACCUGGGCAUCCUCCUGUCCCUGCCUGUUUGGAUGCUGGAGGUCCUGCUGGAUUACACGUGGCUCUGGGGCAGCUUCUCCUGCCGCUUCAUUCAUUAUUUCUACCUUGCGAACAUGUACAGCAGCAUCUUCUUCCUCACGUGCCUCAGCAUCGACCGCUACGUCACCCUCACCAAUACCUCUCCCUUCUGGCAGCGCCACCAGCACCGAAUACGGAGGGCGGUGUGCGCAGGCGUCUGGGUGCUCUCCGCCAUCAUCCCACUGCCUGAGGUGGUGCACAUCCAGCUGUUGGACGGCUCCGAGCCCAUGUGCCUCUUCCUAGCACCUUUUGAAACCUACAGCGCCUGGGCCCUGGCAGUGGCCCUGUCGGCUACCAUCCUGGGCUUCCUACUGCCUUUCCCUCUCAUCGCAGUGUUCAAUAUCCUGUCGGCCUGCCGGCUUCGGAGGCAGGGGCAGACAGAGAGCAGGCGCCACUGCCUGUUGAUGUGGGCUUACAUCGUUGUCUUCGCCAUCUGCUGGCUGCCCUACCACGUGACAAUGCUGCUGCUCACGCUGCACGGGAACAACGUCUUCCUCCACUGCCACCUGGUGAACAUUAUCUACUUCUUCUACGAAAUCAUUGACUGCUUCUCCAUGCUGCACUGCGUCGCCAACCCCAUCCUCUACAACUUUCUCAGCCCGAGCUUCCGCGGCCGACUGCUGAGCCUUGUGGUCCGCUACCUUCCCAAGGAGCAGGCCAGGGCAGCAGGCGCUCGAGCCUCCUCUUCGUCCUCCACCCAGCACUCCAUCAUCAUUACCAAAGAGGGCAGCCUGCCCGCUGCAGCGGGUCUCCACACCCACCCCAUCCGAAACGUUCAGGCGUCCUCUCUGCCUCCAAAUACCUCACCUACACUCUGCAAUUCCGCAGGCAGCGAAGGUAGACUCUAGUGUCUUCCACCAAUAACAAAAUUCAGAGGAGGAUGCUAGAAGUCUGUGGAGGGGUGGGGGUGAGGGGUGGUCUUAUCCAAGACCAUUUUUAAGUAUAUCAAAAUGUUGCUGUGGGGAGAGGGAGAAGGUUCUGGAAGGAAAGAGAAUGGGUCUUUCCUUGGUAGUAUACUAUUUGUUUGGGUACUGAUGUCUAAGGGAGCCACGCAGAUGGGGGGCUGGGGGUGGGGCGGCGAAAUAAAUAAAUCGCAGAGACACCCGUGCUGGGAAUUUGAGAACUGUGUCCUUCCAGCUGAGUUGAGGAAGGCAGGGAGGCUAAGGGACGCUCUGCAGACGGAACUGGCUGCCCUUGUUUCAUAAAUCACCCUGGCGGGGAGGGCGGGAGAGCCCCACAGGAACCUUGCAAAACUCUCCCUUUGUGUUUGUCUGCUUGUUGAUACUCCAGCUCACUAUGCUAGUCGUGGGGACAAGAGGCCAGAGGCCAAGGACCCAGGAGUCAGCAGGACAUUCCCUAGCUGUGCCUCAUCCCUAACCCUGAGUUUGAUAAGUCAUGGGGGCGGGGCUUACAACCAGCAAGCGGGUGGGUCUCGGUCAGGCACCGCCCCGGGCAGCUGGCUCAGCAGGAUGGUCCCUCCACCCAGUCAUCCGGGAAAUGUGGCUCCGUUUCCGUGUGGUAUCCUGCCCUCCCCCGCCCCA